Molecule: messenger RNA, 219 nt
Organism: Jaculus jaculus (lesser Egyptian jerboa)
Lineage: Eukaryota; Metazoa; Chordata; Mammalia; Rodentia; Dipodidae
Product: small proline-rich protein 2E-like
Exons: 1
Coding region: 1-219 (72 amino acids)
Cellular component (GO): cornified envelope
Source: RefSeq, a predicted model, not a curated record
AUGUCUUACCACCAGCAGCAGUCCAAGCAGCCCUGCCAGCCUCCUCCUGUGUGCCCACCUCCCAAGUGCCCAGAGCCUUGUCCACCUCCCAAGUGCCCAGAGCCUUGUCCACCUCCACAGCGUCCUGAGCAGUGUCCACCUCAGCUGUGUCAGCAGAAACAUCCUCAUGUACAACCUCCUCCACCCUGCCUGCAGAAGUGCCCACCCAAGAGCCAGUGA